GCUGAGGAGCGGGUUCGGGUUCGGGUCCGGGUUCAGGCGCCACGGAUCCGGGAUGGCCGCCCGCGUGUGGUUGGAGCCCGGCUACAAGUGCCUGAGCGACGAGCCGGUGCGGGUGCGGGUGGGCGGUUUGUCGCCGCUACAACCGGUCACCAUGAGGGCCGGCCUGAGCGACGAGAAGGGCGAGACUUUCGGCUCGGCGGCUUUCUACCGGGCGGACGAACGGGGCGAGCUGGACCUGAACCGCUCGCCAUCCCUGGGCGGCCACUACACCGGCACCGAGCCCAUGGGGCUCUUCUGGUCGCUCACCCCCGUCAAACCUUUCAGUCGGCUGGUGAAGAGGGACGUGGCCGGAUCGCCGCUGCGGGUCCACAUCGAGGUGUUUGACGGGCACGACGGCGACGCCCAGGAGCGGCCCCUGGCCUCCUGUGUCAAUGAGCGGUGGUUCAUGAAGGAAGGGGUGACCAGGAUCCCGGUCAGAGAGGGCAGGGUCCGCGGGGUGCUCUUCGUCCCACCCGGUAAGACAUCCCACGAAGUAGACAGUAAAACAAUCAUUCAUAUUAUAAGUAACCAAAUGUACUGUAUUUCUUUUAUAAAAUACUCAUUUUGCUUUAACGCUUCAAAAAGUUUUAUUGAUUGUUUCUUCAUUCCCGCGUCACCUAAGCCUCUACUGGCAUUUGGUGCUUGCAACCAUCUAUUCCGAUUAGCUGAAUAG
Amblyraja radiata (thorny skate) is the source of this 712-nucleotide messenger RNA. Its product is annotated as acyl-coenzyme A thioesterase 3-like. The record is from RefSeq and is a predicted model, not a curated record. Bases 53 to 712 code for a protein of 219 amino acids. Gene Ontology annotation, biological process: fatty acid metabolic process; acyl-CoA metabolic process. The transcript has a single exon. Gene Ontology annotation, molecular function: fatty acyl-CoA hydrolase activity. Lineage: Eukaryota; Metazoa; Chordata; Chondrichthyes; Rajiformes; Rajidae.